Messenger RNA from Eremothecium sinecaudum, 2046 nucleotides. It is a transcript of the gene BPL1, whose product is annotated as biotin--[acetyl-CoA-carboxylase] ligase BPL1. Gene Ontology annotation, molecular function: biotin--[biotin carboxyl-carrier protein] ligase activity. Gene Ontology annotation, cellular component: cytoplasm. Gene Ontology annotation, biological process: protein modification process. Bases 1 to 2046 code for a protein of 681 amino acids. The record is from RefSeq and is a predicted model, not a curated record. NCBI's taxonomy places the organism in Eukaryota, Fungi, Ascomycota, Saccharomycetes, Saccharomycetales, Saccharomycetaceae. The transcript has a single exon.
AUGAACGUUUUAGUGUAUGAUGGCCCAGGCGCAGCAGCUAGUGCAGUGCAGCAAACAUUAUUGACGCUUCGCUUGUUUUUAGAGCCAUAUUAUGCUGUAUCUACAAUUUCACCUGUUUCUCUGGCCUCCGAGCCCUGGAUAAGUAAGACAGCAGCAAUAGUGUUUCCAGGUGGUGCAGACCUGCCAUAUAUUCAACAUUGCAAGAGGUCCAUUCCAUUAAUUAAGAAGUUUGUUGCUAAGGGAGGCACAUAUAUUGGAUUUUGUGCAGGGGCAUACUUUGGUUCAUCUCGUGUAGAGUUUGAGAUAGGUAAGCCAAUUGAAGUCCAAGGUAACAGAGAUUUGCGCUUCUUUCCAGGUAUUGCGAGAGGAUCAGCAUUUCCAGGAUUCCGCUAUAAUUCUGACAUGGGAGCCCGUACUGUUAUUCUGCAAUCACAUAUAGGUAGAGCUGGUAAGAUUCUAUCCUAUUUCAAUGGAGGACCAGUCUUUGUAGAUGCUCACCUGUAUGACAAUGUCGAAAUUCUUGCCACGUACAAUCAAGAAGUGGUAGUGAAUCAUACUGAUCUUGAUUCUCCAGAGAAAGCUCCUGUAGCUGCAGUUGUGCUAUGUGAUGUUGGCAAAGGUAAGGUGCUAUUAUCUGGCCCCCAUCUUGAGUAUGAGUCAACGCUGUUGAAACCAUCGGCCAGGAACUCGAAUCUGAAAGGCAGAAUGGCCACUCUAAAGGAAUAUCAGUCCGAUAGAAUAGAAUUUACUCGGAUGGCGCUUAUCAAGGCCGGUUUGCGCUGCAACGGGGAAACUAGCGACUUGAACAUCCCAGCUUUAACUCCAGGUUUUAUUUGCUCUUUGUAUCAAACUCAAUUGCUUGAACAACUGGUUAGUUCCUUGAAGGACAAUGAAACGGAUAAUGUGAUUGUUCACAAGGGAGAAAAUGAUGAGUUAAGGUUUUUAAGAGGUUAUGAAAACUAUGAUAAGAUCAAUAUGUUACUAAAGAACGAAGAUCCGGAUUCUGCAACUAAAUGGUUUCUCGUUGGUGACGCGAAAGAAAAACUCCCACCUGCACAUUUGACUCCAAGAUUUAAUAUUUCGAAGUACUUUGCGAACUUAGAUCGAAACUGUUCAAUGGGGUCCAUUUUGAUGUAUGGUGAAAUUGUGUCUUCUACGAGUACACUUUUGGACAACAACAAGACGUUUUUAUCUAAGCUUCCAGAUAACUCGGUCCUCUACGUGGGUACAACCCAGCUUUUUGGUAGAGGUCGUGGUAAUAAUGCUUGGAUCAGUACAAGAGGCGUUUCUUCUUCGACUGUAUGUGUUUCUGUACCAUCGCAUUCACCUUUUACAAAGAAGCCUGUAUCAAUAGUUUUUAUGCAAUACCUGUCCACGCUUGCGUACUGUGAGGCUAUCUUAUCUUAUGCUCCUGGCUAUGAAGAUAUUCCUGUCAGAGUGAAGUGGCCUAACGAUUUGUAUGCUCUGACUCCAGAAUAUUACUAUAGUAAUGGAAUUAAACUCGUUGGUAAGGGUAUGGAUGCCAAACCUGCCCCACUUUCUGAGACAGAGCAAGCUUAUGUCAAGAUUUCUGGUUUAUUGGUGAAUACGCAUUUUGCUGCAGGUAAAUAUACCCUGCUAUUAGGUUGUGGAUUGAACAUUUCUAAUGAAGCACCAACAACAUCUUUAAAGAUUUGGGUAGAAAUUAUAAACAGAGAGAGAUUUAUCUUAGGGUUGUCACCAAUUCCAGAAGUGGAAGAGGAGAAGUUAUUGGCAUUAUACAUGAAAUGUCUAGAUAAGAUGAUUGAUAGUUUCUUAAGAUUAGGUACUCAAUUUUUAUUGCCAAGAUACUAUCGCCUAUGGUUACACACCGGUCAAAUUGUAACUCUCACAGACCAUAAUAGUACAAGAGCGAAAAUUACUGGAAUUACCUCCGAUUAUGGGUUACUUCUUACGAAAGAACUGAAACCUGGAAGUGACAUGGAAUAUACAGGUAACACCUUUAGUUUGCAGCCCGAUGGAAAUUCUUUCGAUAUAUUUAGAGGUUUAAUAUCUACUAAAAAUUAA